Trichoplusia ni (cabbage looper) is the source of this 419-nucleotide messenger RNA. RefSeq names its product cuticle protein 19-like. Bases 21 to 419 code for a protein of 132 amino acids. Lineage: Eukaryota; Metazoa; Arthropoda; Insecta; Lepidoptera; Noctuidae. Gene Ontology annotation, cellular component: extracellular matrix. The transcript is spliced from 4 exons. The record is from RefSeq and is a predicted model, not a curated record.
CGAAACAAAAGAAAAAUAAAAUGAACUCUAAGGUCUUGUAUCUAUUGAUAGUUGUGUUGGUAGCUGUGACGUCAUCAUCAGCCCACGAACACGCUCAUUCGUCUCAGCAUAUUUACAAGCACGAAGGUCAUCAUAUUCCUGUGCAUAUUCACGAUAAGCAUCACCAUCAUCACCACGUCGACUACUAUACUCAUCCGAAGUACAAGUUUGCCUAUGAGGUGAAGGACAAGCACACCGGCGACCACAAGUCUCACCACGAGCACCGCGACGGUGACAGCGUCAAAGGAGAGUACUCCCUGCACGAACCUGAUGGUACCGUCAGACAUGUCCACUAUCAUGCUGACAAACACACCGGGUUCCACGCCGACGUAAAGCACAGCACUCAUCACAUCGUUCCUAAGAAGCAUCAUCAUCACUGA